AUGAAAGUUCUAUGGCGUCAGCAAGACUACAACGAAGCUCUGACUGUCUUCAACGAGGACGGUUCGUACAAGACAAUCUCCGUCGACGAAAAAAUGCAGGCGCUGGAUGUUUGUGAAACCAUGUUGUCCAAAAAUCAUAUUACCAGCAACUCCAUCAACUGGCAGCUUUACAGCGAACCCUCGCAGCUACCUGGAUAUGAGCGAGCGAUUGAAGACCACGAAUACGUGUUUGAUCUCUACGAACGCUGGCGUGCGGCCGAUGAAUCCCCCCGAUUUUGGUUUCGAUGGAAUCCGCGGAAGUAUCAUCUGAGUGACGAAAUGAGAGACGUCCUUACAAGAACGGAUGGCACCACCAACUCCGUGCCUCGACCAAUGAGUGCGGUGGACGAUCUACGGGGCAUCUCAGAAGGCGUGCUCUGGUUAAAACGACCUCAAUGCAACUGGAUCAAGGCCUUCUGCUUCAUUAUUGCCUCGGCAAUUUUCUUUACCAAGAAGGCGCACAAGAAGAAAUCAAAGAAUUCUGACUUUCUGUUGGACCUGACUACCAUGGACGCUUAUGUCGCUCGCGGAGCCCGCACAGACAAGGAUCCCUUCCAGUCACCCACGCCCUUCUCAAUAGUCUUUCUGCCGUCCACUGUGGGUUUCGUCGAUACUGAUUCCGUCAUCGUCAUUGCCACAACCAGCGAGGCGGGACUGAAGGCGUGGAGUGAAGGUCUUCGAUUUCACAAGGAAGACAUCUAA
Molecule: messenger RNA, 741 nt
Organism: Dibothriocephalus latus
Lineage: Eukaryota; Metazoa; Platyhelminthes; Cestoda; Diphyllobothriidea; Diphyllobothriidae
Source: the annotation of a GenBank genome assembly